CGGGCCUCUGCAGAUCAAUAGCCACUUCUCUUCAGUACAGGACCUGCUGGAGUUUACUGGGACCUGCAGGCUCGACUCUAACUGUUGUGUCUCGAACCAGGAAAUGUGGAGCUAAAUUUAGAAGGCCUAAUUCCUGCCAUGUUUUUUUGAUAUUUUGUUUCACCCGUUUGACCUACAUGUUUGUUCUCGCUCCAUACAAUCCAAUUUGUCCUCUUCAUCCUCUCCUUCUCCUCUUUAAGUAAUAAGAUUGAGCUGGACGUUUAAAGGCCUACAGCACGCACACACACACACACACACACACAGAGCAACCUCUGCCCCCCGAAUGACGGCACUGCCACAUCUCCGGCAAUCUGUAAUCUCCCCCAGUAGACGACAGAAUACAGCGUGAGAAAAUGACAGACAGGUGAUGAGGCAGCGAGAGGUGUCACUGAAAUAAACUCUGAAGUGAUUAAAGGAAAAAAAGAAUGCAAUGGUUUCAAAAGGAGCAGAACUCUGGGAUAUAUUUCUUUACCUGCUGGAGUUAAGGAGAUUUAAGGGCUUCCACCCUUUCCUGUCACUGCUGCUCCUUCAUCAUGGUGGACUUGUUCUUAAACCGGGUUCUGGUAGAGAACAACUGGGACCAGGAUGAACUCAACACAGAGCGCGAAAUCAUCGCAAUCCUUGAAAACCGCAUCCUGAUGCUGUUCUUUGCAUCUGCUGAGUGUAAAAAGUGCCGGGAGUUUGUGCCGGUCUUGAAUGACUUCUUCAAGAGACUGAAGGACCCAGCAUACAUUGAAUACCCCAAACUGCUUGCACUCAUCUACGUGAGCUUGGACCAAUCAGAGGAGCAGCAGGGCAGUGUCCUCAAAGAGAUGCACAAAAGGGUUCUGUUUUUGGCCUUUGAGGAUCCAUACAGGAAGGAACUGCAGGCCAUGUUCAAGGUGAAGGACGUCCCAACAAUAGUGGUCCUCCGUCCUGAUGGGUCUGUUCUCUCUCCAAAUGCCGUGGAGGACAUCUGUCGCUUUGGUUGUGGCUGUUUCGGCGACUGGCAGGAGUCGGCGGGGCUCAUUGAGAGAAGCUUCAUGCUCAACGAGGAGUUUGACAAUCUAAAUCUGCGCAGUGCCACUGAGCCUGUGAGGAGACUGAAGUACAAGACAGAGGACGACAAGAGGAAUAAGAAGUGGUGGAAGUUAUGAGGGAAGAGAAAAGUAAGGUAAGAGGAAGAAGAGGAUGGUGGAGUGUGGGAUACAAAAGAGAUAGGAACAAGGAUAGGAAGACCAGGAAUGAAACAACUGAGCUGUAAGCUGUUUCCACUGAUAUUUAUUCAUGUAAUUGAUAAUUAACUAUGAAUGAAAUAGUUGUCAUGACUGUUUUUAACUACUCAUAGACUCAUAUACUGACCAAUUCAACAGUGAAGCUUAAAUCAUAUCCAGCAGUUUCAGAAAAACAGCAACAACUAAAGUACAGUCAAAAAACAAAGCUAAAAAACAACAACAACGUUGUAUCCAGUAGUUCUGCUGGAUGUGUGAGCGAUGACUGUUUGCUAACACUUGAUCACAAUGUGUGAGAGUGUUUCCUCCACCUUUUAUUUUGAAGCAUUUUUACUCCUCC
Messenger RNA from Solea senegalensis (Senegalese sole), 1590 nucleotides. Its product is annotated as nucleoredoxin-like protein 1. The coding region runs from base 573 to 1175 and encodes 200 amino acids. Gene Ontology annotation, cellular component: mitochondrion. Lineage: Eukaryota; Metazoa; Chordata; Actinopteri; Pleuronectiformes; Soleidae. The record is from RefSeq and is a predicted model, not a curated record. Gene Ontology annotation, biological process: photoreceptor cell maintenance. The transcript is spliced from 4 exons.